This is a messenger RNA of Penaeus monodon (black tiger shrimp), 2811 nucleotides long. RefSeq lists its product as uncharacterized. The record is from RefSeq and is a predicted model, not a curated record. Gene Ontology annotation, cellular component: nucleus. Lineage: Eukaryota; Metazoa; Arthropoda; Malacostraca; Decapoda; Penaeidae. The coding region runs from base 1 to 2811 and encodes 936 amino acids. Gene Ontology annotation, molecular function: protein binding; histone methyltransferase activity. The transcript is spliced from 13 exons.
AUGGAACCAACUGGCAGGAGGAAUGAAGAGGAGGGCGAUGUAAAGAGCACGAGGCAAGAGGAAUCGCUCUCGAAGAAGGAAGGACGAAGGAGGCCCCGUCCGAGAGGCAAGAGGUCCUGCAACGCCCAGCUGAGUGCCUCCCAGGAGGACGUCGCCCACCUGUGGAGGGCGGCAAGGCUCGCCCCGGCGCCAGGAGACGGCGUGCAGAUCAAAAGCACUUUGCCUCCGCAGGCGAUUUUGACCCCGGCGAAAGGCAGGGAACCAGUCUCACGCAGAUCCACAGACGUCAGCAACAUAGACAAUACACGGUCUUCCAAAGCCACCGAACUGUCCACGUUUUCAUGCAAACUGCGAUCAAGAACUGGUCAUAAGUCUCUGGAUUACGUAGCAGAAGAUACAUACAUCUUCUGCCAUUGGUGCAAGGCGCUGUGCGAGGGAGUCUGUCCGGACCAUCCGCCUCUGCUGGUGCUCGACAGGAAGAUCCCGCGCGACGGCAGCCGCGGCGACCGCGCCCGCGAGACGACGCCGUGGCCGCUUCGGGUCGCCGAGUCGCCGAUCGCGGGCGCCGGAAUGGGCGUGUUCACGCUUGCCCGUCUGCCGCCGGGCCUCGUCUUCGGGCCUUACGAAGGCCAAAUCCGGGCUGACCAGCAGGAGAGCGGGUACGCGUGGCAGGUGAGGUCACCAUCACACAAGAAAAAGACAGUUGAUAGCGUGGAUGCCUCGGUCAGCAACUGGAUGCGCUACGUGAACUGUUCCAAGACUGAUAUGGAGGCAAAUCUAGAGGCCUUUCAGUUCUUAGGCAACAUAUACUACCUAGUUAUUAAAUACAUAGAGGUUAAUUUGGAACUGCUAGUGUGGUAUGGCGACGACUAUGGCAAAGCGCUACAGUCCCGCCGGGAAGCCGAGGCUGGCAUGCACAUGGCUGACGAUCACGAGAGCAGUCCCGAUAAAAAGAAGAUUAAGACAGAGGAUGUUGCAGAAGUGCAUGGAAAGACCCUAAGUUUAUCGCAGCAUGAAAUGGAACCGUUGUUUACUCCUGUAAUUCUGAAACGAACACCAGAUGGUUCUGCACAGGUCCAGAUUGCUGCAUCAGAGACGCCAGACUGUGGCCUUCCUUCUCGCUGCUCGUCAAAGAAGGCUCAUCAACAAUAUAGGAAGUUUGACUCUACAUAUUGUGUUGUUUGCAGAAGGGCUUUCCGGGGAAUAUGUUCGAAGCAUCCAAUGCCUCUCCUGCGUGACGCACCGGUGCCGCGAGACGGCAGCGUGAAGGAGCGAGCCAGGCUAACGGCUCCUUGGCCCUUGGUGGUCCGCCAGUCGCAGCAGAAAGCCGCCGGGGAGGGCGUGGUGACGACCGCCCGACUACCGAAGGGCCUUGUCCUUGGUCCCUGCGAAGGAUGGGUUCUUCCGAGGACGAGCGUCACGACUGGCUACAGCUGGGAGAUCAACGGCCGCCCCGACGUGGAGAUCGACGCCGCGGACACAGCCUUCAGCAACUGGCCGCGAUACCUCAACUGCCCCAAGCGCGGCCGCGAGCAGAACCUCAGGCCCAUGCAGAUCAGGGGCGAGAUCUUCUACGUCACGACGGCGGAGAUUGAGCAGAACACUGAGUUGCUGGUGUGGUACGGAGAUGACUACGGCAGCUGGUUAACCUUUCCCCAGCUCCUGUCGGUUGAUGGAAAUGAUACUACAGUCAAAGCAUACUCAUUUACUAGUUCAACAACUUUUAUUUCAUACCCACUCCAAGACCGUCUGGGGGCAACUCGAGGAACCAGGCAGAGAGGACACUCCACGGGAAAAAGAACUCACUCACAAACCUGCGCGAGAGACCGGGAGCUGCGACGCCAAGACGAGACACGAGCAGGCGCCAUGGAGACGACGGAAAGACCCACGAAAGGUCCUUCACAUAGGAGGCGUGAGACCAGUGCUGAAGAUAAUCGCCGAAAGAUCGUCAGGGUGAGAUGUCCUUCGGGAUAUGCCAGCAUCGUGGAGCUUAGUCUCGAAAAAACAGGGAACAAGAGGCGUGGCGUCGCCCUCCGUGCCGGAGCCUCCACGGAAGGCAUUCCUUCGUGCUGGAACUUGCAGCCCAAUGCCACGCAUGGGUUUCCCGUAGCAUUCAGUGCAGAAGCAGCUUGUGACAAAUGCCUCGGUGAUUCAAGAUUCAAGGCAUACCCUGGAACUAGAGUAAUGUUUUCGAUUUCCAGUAUCGAUAAUCGGGAGUUCAGUCCACAGAAACCUGUGAAAGAGGCCUCUCCUGCGAACACAUGCAGCGUCCGAGAAGUUUUUCCCCGUCGCAGGGAGGACACAUGCAUUGUAGGCUCGCCCGCUGGCGCGUCCCACCAGAGCUUCAUUGGCUACAGCAAUCUACAAGAACAAAAGCUGAAAGUGGAGUGGACUGAGGACUUGUAUACUAGCAGUAGUGCGAAGUUAAGGCUCCCAUCGGAGAGUAAGAGCGCGGGAGAGUCGUUAGACAUACAACGGAUACUUCCGGAGGAGAAAGUUAGGGAACCUGUACUAGCUCAGUCUCCUGAGGGAAGCCUUUACACUAACUUACCGGAGUAUUUUCAGUCUCAUAUUAAGGCAUUACCUUUGCCAGGAAAUUAUGCCAGAACGCAUCAGUAUAUUUCAGGCCAUCAUUACAAGGUAAAACAUUUAUCGGAUUAUGUUCCCGAUAUUACUCAGGCAUGUGGUCCCCAAUCAGAUGAGCUGAAUAUAUACGAAUGUUCUUAUUGCCACAGCCUUUUCGCUCUUAAAUACAACCUUAGUUUUCACUUACACAAGUGUCUCGAAUCAUUUCUUGGUAUUCGAUUUUGA